Zea mays is the source of this 717-nucleotide messenger RNA. RefSeq lists its product as uncharacterized. The record is from RefSeq and is marked provisional. Lineage: Eukaryota; Viridiplantae; Streptophyta; Magnoliopsida; Poales; Poaceae.
ACCGCGAAACCUUAUCCCCAGAACCACACGGAUAAACCCUAGCUGCGCGAGCCCCCCGGCGAUGUCGGUGGCCAUCCGCUCCGGCGAGCUCCUUGCGUGCCCCGUCGCACUCCGGCGGGCGCCCUUGGCUGUGUCUGUGGUGUCGGUGCGGAUGAGGGCUAGGGGCGCCGUGGCUGUGCGGGCGGAGGCAACGGCCGAGGGGGUAGGGAAAGAGGGGAAGAAGGCGGCGGGGAAGAAGAAGCCGGCGAGCGGGAUCACCAAGCCGAAGCCCAUCUCUACAGAGCUGCGGGAGUUCGUCGGCGGCGCGGCGGAGCUGCCCCGGACUGAGGCCAUCAAGCUGGUAUGGGCGCACAUCAAGGGCAACAACCUCCAGGAUCCAAACAACAAGAAGAUAAUAAUCUGCGAUGAGAAACUGAAGAAGAUAUUCGGAGGGCGUGACCGCGUUGGGUUUCUCGAAAUUUCCGGGCUGCUGAACCCCCACUUCCAGAAAUGAUAGGGCCUUUUUUGUUUUGUUUUGUUUUGUUUUGUAGAUCACUCUCCUCUGUUGUGCUAGCUGUUGCUGAUGUACGACGAGCACAUUUAGCUGCUAAACCUGGGCUAAAAGUGGUCUCUGUCUCUUGACGGCGGUUUAAGGAAGGCAAAUGCGUUCCCUGAAGAUGCAUGUGAUUGUGAUAUUCGCCGUUAAUGGUGUACUAGCAGUUGCUUAAUCAUUCAUGC